UAGACGUCGUCUACUUUGAAGGAUCACGCGAUGUAGGAGCAUGAUGGCGACUCACGAUCGGCAAGCGUGGGCAGAUUCUGCCCUUUUUGAUGGGUCCACACGACUUCAGGGAUUUUCUGAUUUCAUUAAUAUCCCUAUCGACCAGGUCAAUUUUAUGGCAUGCCAGGCUUUGGCAUUGGGCCUCUCCUUCAUUUACCGUGAAUUCUUCAACCCAGAGAAGGUGACAACAACCAAGCGGCAUGUCCUGGCAUUGUUAGCAGGGCUUGGCAUCUCAUACAUUUGCUUUGGCAAGGCAUGUUUCACCAUAUGCAUGGCCUACUUAUCUGUCAUCCACGUUCAGAGAGCUAUGUUCAACUAUGGGGACUAUGCUCUUGACAUCACAGGACCUUUGAUGAUCUUGACCCAAAAGGUCACCAGCCUGGCCUUCAGCCUUCAUGAUGGAACUGUGAAGGAUCCAAACUCUUUACAAGAAUUACAAAAGAGGCAUUGUGUCAAGAGGAUUCCAUCCAUUUUGGAGUACUUCAGUUACUGCUUUAAUUUCCAAGGGAUAUUGGCUGGCCCCUUCGUCUUCUACAAUGACUAUGCUGAGUUUGUCACUGGGCAAAAUUUGAAAGGAGGAAAACACCAGAAGAGUAGCUUUGGAGGAGGGGGAGGGCCAUCUUCACUAGUAGCAGUUACAAACAAAGUGUGUCUCAGUAUUUUCUUUGCUCUUGGUGUUAUUUUGAUUGCUCCCUGGUUUCCUGUUGGCUUCUUGAAAGAGGAGGCCUUUUUUGAGAUGAAUAUUCUUAGAAAGGUGACAUAUGUGGUUCUGAUAACAAGCAUAGCACGCUGGAAGUAUUACACAGCAUGGAUUCUUGCUGAUGCCAUCUGCAAUGCCUCUGGCCUUGGCUUCAAUGGUUAUACCCCUCAGGGACUUGAGAAAUGGGAUCUUAUCUCCAAUGUGGACAUAAUCCCAGUUGAAGUGGGGCUAAACUUCCGGGCAAUCAUCGAACAUUGGAACAAGGGGACAAAUCGAUGGCUUCGUGCCACAAUUUAUGAACGUUUUCCUGUGCUACCAACAGUUGUUACUUACAUUGUAUCUGCCAUUUGGCAUGGCCUUUACCCAGGAUACUAUCUUACAUUCUUGUGUGGUGCAAUGUUCACCAUCUCUGCACGCACUGUGAGGAGAACAAUCCGGCCUUAUUUUCUGGUGUCUGAGAGCUGGAAGUGGUUCUAUGAUGUGCUGACCACUGUCACCACCCGUGUCAUCCUUGCUUAUGCCACUUUCCCUUUUGCCCUCCUUGAAUUCUGGUCAUCUGUGGAUGUUUACAGGAGCUUGUACUUCUUCCUUCACGUUGCAUCAAUUGGGUCGAUUGUGUUACUGCCUUUGACUGCAAGAUCCAAGCCAAGAGAAGGAGGUUCUGGGAAGCCUGGAAGUUCAACACAUGACUCAAGGCUUCAUCGGUACAAAGACAACGGGAAGGCUCCUGCACUUGGUGACCCAUCAUAUGCCUCACCUUCCAGUAAAACGGCGAGCAUGGUCUCGGAACUCCCACUUGAAGCAGAAUCAAUGAAAAAGAGCUCAUAGCACUGUUGCAGCAGGUCCUCUUGUCUCUCCACUAACUGUGGUGGAACAAAAUCAUGCUCAGCAGUUGUAGGCAGGCAAAAUGCCAUUGCCAAUCCUUGUGAUUCUAAUACAAUAGUACUAUAUUGGGGUCUGUUGGGGUUCAGAGCCUUCGUGUGUGUUUUGUUCAAUGUUUAUUCAUGCACAGCUAGAUGUGUGCCCCACAUUGGCUUCAGAAAGCUUGGGAUUUGGGUUAACAUAGUCCCUUGUGCAAAUCUUCGUGAUAACCUUCUCCAUUUAGAAUACCCUUUGUCAUUGACAUCCUGCACUUGAAUAUGCUUCCUCAGUGAUCUCAUUGUUGCAUGUGUCCAAAAUGUCUGCUUCCAGCAAAUGAAACAAAGUGGCUUGUAUUUUGUGUAAUUGGUCUCGGUACUGUAUUUUAUGGUCAUUAACUUAGCCUGGGACUUUUUUCAUUAACUCUUUCAUGUUCAAUUUGAAAUAUGCUGUGGUGGUCUCUUGUCUGUGUGAUUUCUCAUUAUGCUUGUGCAUUACUAAAAAAGAAGACAUAUCAUACCAGAGGAAUAGAGCACAGAUUUAUGCCCGGUGAAACCAUCCUAAUCCAAAGAAGGAAAUUUUUUAUUUGAAAGUCGUGAUAAUGUGUUUCCUAGAACAGACCCAGUUGUCAACAGAUGGCUUGAUCUGUUAUUCCAUAAGCUUGUUGAAAGCUAUUGACCCAGUCAUCAUGGGGUUGCAUCAGUCUCAAUUUUGGGGAUGUUUCAUGGUGUCAGUCUCUCUCUGAGCUUGUUUAGUGGAUUGGAGUCCUCUGCAUUAAUGAUUUGGCACUUGAUGUGAUGAAGAAUUCCUGUUUAUGACACCAAAGCUUGCUUAGUCAAUGACUUGCCAUUUUUUACUUUUCUCUCAUAACUUGAAUGUCACCUCGCAUGUGUUCUUGACUUCAUUUGGCUUCUGGAAAUGAAAUUCCAAUGCUUUGUAAUAA
Darwinula stevensoni is the source of this 2540-nucleotide messenger RNA. Lineage: Eukaryota; Metazoa; Arthropoda; Ostracoda; Podocopida; Darwinulidae. The record is from the annotation of a GenBank genome assembly.